AUCUGCUAUGCAUAGCGACGUAUGAAAUGUUUUUCUUGCAUGUAAUAUUAAAUGAGAAUGUGGAUACUGGAAGUCAACAUUACUAAACAUUUGCUUGCAGCCCAGCUGUCUCAGAUUUCUCCCUGUGAGCUAAAAAUAUCUUCCAGUGUGGCUCUGAUCUGUCGUCUUAUUGGAAGGAUCAUUAUUUUAUUAGCAUUACCAUUCAUCAGCGUUAACAGUGAGUCAGCUGGCAGCGUUUGCAGCUUGGUUCAUUUAUUUAUUGGGCUCCAGGGUGCACAGAGCGCUUUGGGAUCUGGAAACAACAAACAUGUUUGGCAGCCAGCUUUUGUGUGGCUUUCCGGUUCAUGCAAAGCUGCUUUUUAUCUGGAGGACACUAAUCAUCUGAUCAAUCAUUAAUCAUAUUUGAAAAGGGAGACUAUGUACAUUAAUCAGCAUUUAAAUAAAUGUAAACAUCCCAGAGUUAGCCUUAAGGAGGCCCUCAUUUGUUUUAGCAGAUUUUACAGUUGGGUAGUGCCUCUUUGUGAAGGUAUUUUUCAUGUGUUUUCUGUCCUAAUCUUCCUUGAUCCUCUUCUUAGCUGCUCAUUACACAGCUUUAGUCAUUUUCAGGAGUGGCACAGUUGGUUUUCAUAUUCAACAAGAAGUGAAAAUGAGCAGUCUGAGCUAAAAUGGAGCCUAUUAACUGAUAUCACUGUCUAUUUUCUACAUCCACUGUAUUUAUCUCACUAUUAGGUGAUCAGAAAAUCAGACCUGUAUUUCUUUUUUGUAACGUAUAUGGUGUGAUUGGUGAACACAGUGAGCUGUUGACGUCCUGUUACUUCCUCUGUGGGGAUUCCCUGACGUCCAGAUCUAUCCUGUGAGUCCUGUCAACAUGACCAGCGGCUGCCCUCAGAAUAACUCUGCCUCAGCUAUAUGUAGCCUCAGUUAAUCCUUAAGACGAGUGCUGCUGAUGUCUCUAGUGAAAGUCCUGCACCGAGGCUCAGACGAUCUGGAGAUUUACUACUACACAGGUCACCUCCACCAUUGCAGCGAUGCAUCCUCUGACACUUCAGCUCAUCCACUGCUGCUGUGAGUAAAUCACAGCCGUCCACCAUGAGCGCCGAUGCUGUCUUCAGGCCGGAGCUGGACUCAGAGCAUCACGGCGAGCUGGCGGACUUGGUGGCGGCCAUUCAUGUCACCGCCAACCGCCUGACACCUCCUAAUGGCUACAGAUCAGGAGCCCCGAGGACCAGCAGCAACCAGAGAGAACGGCUGUCGGACAGGAAGCUGUCACUGCAGGAGAGAGGAAGUCGCAUCGCCAGACAGCCGACCAUCGAAACAAAACGUGUUUCCAUCACAGACGCUGAUGACAGUGUCCAGCUCAACCAGUACAAACUGAAGAAAGAGAUCGGAAAGGGUUCAUAUGGAGUGGUGAAAUUAGCCUACAAUGAAGAUUCUGAACAGUUCUAUGCAAUGAAAGUAGUUUCAAAGAAGAAGCUGAUGAGGCAGUGUGGAUUUCUGCGCCGCCUGCCUUCUCCGGGAUCGAACUCGCAGCAGGAUCCUUUUCCAAAAGCCGUGUUGCCCCUGGAGAAAGUGUACAAAGAGAUCGCCAUCCUCAAGAAGCUGGACCACCACAAUGUUGUUAAACUGGUGGAGGUGCUUGAUGAUCCUGAUGAAGACGGACUUCACAUGGCCUUCGAAUUGAUGACAAAAGGGCCGGUGAUGGAGGUGCCUACAGAAAACCCUCUAACAGAGGAGCAGGCUCGCUUUUACUUCAGAGACGUCGUGCUGGGAAUAGAGUACUUGCACUACCACAAGAUCAUCCACAGAGACAUCAAACCGUCCAACCUGCUGCUGGGUGACGACGGUCACGUCAAGAUCGCAGACUUUGGUGUGAGCAACGAGUUCGAGGGGACCGACGCCCUGCUGUCCAGCACCGCAGGGACUCCUGCCUUCAUGGCCCCUGAGAUGAUGACCGACCGAGAGCAGAGCUUCAGCGGAAAAGCUUUAGACGUGUGGGCGAUGGGAGUCACACUGUACUGUUUUGUCUUUGGGAUGUGCCCUUUUUAUGACGAGUACAUCGUUUCUCUGCACAACAAGAUCAAGAACAAGCCUGUGGAGUUUCCAGAGACGCCAUCAAUAAGUGAAGAACUGAAGGAGCUAAUUGAGAGGAUGCUGGAUAAAAACCCUGAAACAAGAAUCACCAUCCCUGAAAUUAAGCUCCAUCCGUGGGUGACGGAGAGCGGCUCGAGUCCUCUUCCUCUGGAGGAGGAGCACUGCACGGCGGUGGAGGUCACUGAGGAGGAGGUGCAGAACAGCAUCAAACGCAUCCCCAGCCUUUCCACCGUGAUCCUGGUGAAGUCCAUGCUAAGGAAGCGCUCCUUCAGUAAUCCCUUUGAGUGUCAUGGCCGGCGGGCCGAGAGGUCCAUGUCUGCCCCUGGAGGUCUCCUUACUGGUUCUUGGGGCUUAUUGGGGUCUUCGCCACUGCCUCAUCCUUCCUUGAGGAAAGUCAGCAACGAGGGGAGCAGAGAAGGAGAGUUAGAGGACUUGUAUGAAGACGAACCUUUAACAGAGUGUACUGAUUAAACUGACCCUUUUAGAGAGAUUAAAAAAAGCAGUCUGUAGAAAAGUAUGUUUUUGUACCCUUAUUCUGUCUUUUUCUCUCCUUAUUUUGCUUUUACUUAAUGCUUUCUGUGUUCACAUGCUGACAGAACUUUAGUGCAGAAGGCUGUGAUCAUUCUGUGAUAUAUUUGAUAUUAAAAAUAUAGAUUUGUAGCACUUGGAAAACACGGUGACCACAAAUCUGAUUAGAUUUCCUUCUGUCCAUUGUAAAGUCUGCAUUUUGAUGGCAUACAACAUUGAUGUAAAGUGAUUUAUUUAUCUAAAAAUGUAAAUAUGCUCCAAAAGAAGAUAUUUUUACAAUUUCCUACAGCUGUUGAACAUAAUAAAAGUUAUAUUUAAACAAUAA
This is a messenger RNA of Acanthochromis polyacanthus (spiny chromis), 2944 nucleotides long. It is a transcript of the gene camkk1b, whose product is annotated as calcium/calmodulin-dependent protein kinase kinase 1, alpha b. The transcript has 17 exons. Gene Ontology annotation, biological process: positive regulation of protein kinase activity; intracellular signal transduction; protein phosphorylation. Gene Ontology annotation, molecular function: calmodulin binding; ATP binding; calcium/calmodulin-dependent protein kinase activity. The record is from RefSeq and is a predicted model, not a curated record. Gene Ontology annotation, cellular component: cytoplasm. The coding region runs from base 1090 to 2562 and encodes 490 amino acids. Lineage: Eukaryota; Metazoa; Chordata; Actinopteri; Pomacentridae.